AUGCCUGCCAACCUCAGUGGCGACAACUUUGAGAACUGCAUGCUGGCCCUAGGUAUUGACUUUGCCACUCAUAAUGUAGCCAAGUUGCUGAAGCCAAAGACAGCGAUUGAGCAAAAUGGGGAUUUCUUUACCAUCCACACAAGCAGCAGCCCAGGGAACUACCUUGUUCAAUUUAAAUUUGGAGAAGACUUUGAUGAAGAUAAGAAAGGCCUGGAUAACAGUAAAUUCAGGAGCUUGAUCACCUGGGACAAGGGCAGACUCACCUGUGUCUGAAGAGACACGAACACAGGUUGGGCCCAGUGGACUGAAGGGGAUGAGCUCUACCUGGAAAUGUUCCAUGAAGGCCAAGUGUGCAGCAGAUGCUCCAGAGAGCCUGGCCUAUCCAACAGCAGAGCCACAUGUGGAUGCAAUUUAAUGCCGAACUAUAUUGCAGAAUGA
Molecule: messenger RNA, 438 nt
Organism: Molossus molossus (Pallas's mastiff bat)
Lineage: Eukaryota; Metazoa; Chordata; Mammalia; Chiroptera; Molossidae
Product: retinoid-binding protein 7-like
Biological process (GO): fatty acid transport
Cellular component (GO): nucleus; cytosol
Molecular function (GO): fatty acid binding
Source: RefSeq, a predicted model, not a curated record